This is a messenger RNA of Paramecium pentaurelia, 272 nucleotides long. NCBI's taxonomy places the organism in Eukaryota, Ciliophora, Oligohymenophorea, Peniculida, Parameciidae. The record is from the annotation of a GenBank genome assembly.
AUGAAUGAGAAAAUAUAAAAUCCAGAAACAUAGCUAAGAUUAAAGUAUCUUUUAUUAUUGAUUAAAGGGCAUUUUAGCAUAAAAAAGGGAUUAAAAAGCUGCAUUUAAAGAUUCAGCAACAACUAAUUUUUAACUUAGUAUACCAUCCUUAACUUAUAAAAUCAUUAAUUACAAGUUAUGAUAUUAUUUAAAAAGGCCAAUAGUUGCACAUUUAAAAACUUCAAAAUAAAAGUUCCAUCUUUUAUUUUUUUGAUUUUAUAACAUAAUUAUGA